This is a messenger RNA of Cylicostephanus goldi, 252 nucleotides long. The record is from the annotation of a GenBank genome assembly. Lineage: Eukaryota; Metazoa; Nematoda; Chromadorea; Rhabditida; Strongylidae.
AUGGCGAAGAGAGCCGAAAUUCUUGCCUCAAAGAUUGAUUUGGAUGAUGUUGCCAUUGAUCCCGCUCCAUUCCAACUGGUCAAGGGAACAUCCCUCUACAAGGUGCAUACAUUGUUCUCGUUACUGGCUUUGAACCACGCCUAUGUCACGGAGAAGGGGCGACUUGUUGGUGUGGUAGCCCUGAAAGAGGUAAUAUUUUUUUUACAACGGUCAAAGAGGAAUUGGUCGAAUAUCCAAUUUACAAGAUUAUAA